Messenger RNA from Stylophora pistillata, 1829 nucleotides. Its product is annotated as adhesion G protein-coupled receptor L4. The record is from RefSeq and is a predicted model, not a curated record. Gene Ontology annotation, biological process: cell surface receptor signaling pathway; G protein-coupled receptor signaling pathway. Gene Ontology annotation, molecular function: G protein-coupled receptor activity. NCBI's taxonomy places the organism in Eukaryota, Metazoa, Cnidaria, Anthozoa, Scleractinia, Pocilloporidae. Gene Ontology annotation, cellular component: plasma membrane.
AGCCAAACGUGACACGAAAAACAUGCAAAUAGGUUACGUCGGAAAUAGGUAAAUCGAUGAUGCUUACUGCCUCUGACUUCAGUCUAAGAUAUCCAACCAGCUUAAAUGAUAAUCUCAGUAAAGGGAAAUAAAAGGUAUUAAAGGUUUGAUUAUAUAGAUUGUGUAUUACAUAAGUAUUCUUGGUUUAAAGUUCUCGUUCUUUUUUCAGUCGAGAUGGAUUUUCGGAGGAUGGAUGUCGUUUAGUUACAUCACAAAGCAACUCAGAAGAAACAGUCUGCAGCUGCAGUCAUUUGACUCAUUUUGCUGUCUUAGUAGACUACAGUGGUGGCAGUGUGCACGUGCUUUCACAGAAGGACGAAGAUAUUCUCGAGAUUAUCACUUACGUAGGAUUGAGCCUUUCAAUCAUCGGAAUGAUUUUAACCAUAACCAUGUAUUCCCUUUUCACAGAUAUUCAUCAGCCUCUGACUCAAAUAAGACUGAGUCUCGCCGCGUCGCUCGGAGCUGGUCAAAUAAGCUUUCUCGCCGGAAUGCACGCCAUGGGUAACCCUGUCGUUUGCAUAACAGCAGCAGUUCUUACGCAGUAUCUCUUGUUGGCCGCUUUCUGCUGGAUGCUGGUGGAAGGAAUCUACUUUUACUUGUUUAUUGUUAAAGUUUACAACAUCAGCAAUAAGAUGAUAGUAUAUCACGUCAUGGCAUGGGGUUUCCCCAUCAUCUUUGUCGGCAUUCCUCUCGGCGUCGCAAUCGGAAAAGGAGGGAUCCAAAGCUAUACCAGCGAUAAAUAUUGUUGGUUAUCGUCAACUUAUGACUUGAUGUGGAUAUUUGUUGCAUUUCUGACAGCAACUGCGGUGUUCAGCAGUUUUAUACUCGCACGUGUAAUACGGGAGUUGACCACAUUGCCACAAACAGGAACCACCAAGAUUCAGCGAGUCCGACUUGGCAUCAGAAGAUGCGUGGUCAUGAUUCCCCUUCUGGGUAUCACUUGGUCGUUUGGUAUUCUAUCGCCACUACACAAGACUUUUACCUACAUUUUCACCAUUCUCAACUCUAUGCAGGGUGUCCUGAUUUUUACCCUGCACUGUGUGCGAAAUAGUCAGAUUAUGGAGCGACUAAAAGGAAAAAGGAUCACGAAACGAGUUGGUCAGAUCAGAGCUCAUUUGAGAGGGAGAAUGAACGUUGUUUCCCUUUCUCCGAACAACAAAAACUCAGCCAAAAAGAGUGCAAAGAUCCAUCCGUGUGACGGUGAUCCAGUGUGGGCGAUUAAAUUGCACUCUUUCAGAAGAUAUGAGUUGAAAUAGGAAUACAUAUAAGUAAAUAGAUUCAGUAGGCAGCGGGUGAUAGCUGAUUGUUAUGUCGCACUAUUUAAGCGACGAUAAUUCCUCCUCAGUCGCAAUUGAUCUGUUUCAAUUCGUCUUUCUGCUCGGUCAGUGGACCAUUCGUUAAUUCAGAAAUUGGGUUGUUCGUGGAGCGCUGGAAGUCGUUGUCGUUUUUUAAGAGUAAUUUAAUGAAUCAGCAGUCUUACUCGACUUGAGUGAGAGGAUUCAGUUCGAGUCAAUAGAGCAGUUCAUAGCUCGAUAAGUCUUAUAGCUUAUGAAACCGUAGCAAAGCUCAUCAAUCAUUUAUUUCGUUUAAAUAUGAAAGAUAGACAUUUUAUGCACAUCGCAGCCAGACGAUUAAUUUCGAAUAUCCGUAGUUUCGUAUUUACAGACGGAACGACUUUAAUAAGCUCUCUUAAUAAAGGUUAUAGUGACAUCGAAAAAAAGGCAAGAAUAGGAUUUGACAAGUGUGUAUCAUGUGAGACUCGAUUAAAAUGUUACUUAGAUAGAAUGAAA